Molecule: messenger RNA, 508 nt
Organism: Salvia hispanica
Lineage: Eukaryota; Viridiplantae; Streptophyta; Magnoliopsida; Lamiales; Lamiaceae
Product: histone H4
Cellular component (GO): nucleosome
Molecular function (GO): DNA binding; structural constituent of chromatin; protein heterodimerization activity
Source: RefSeq, a predicted model, not a curated record
AACAAAUUCCAUCUCUUCAAUUUGCCGAAUCAAAUACUCCUACAAAUCUCUCACACCGAAAAUGUCUGGGCGCGGAAAGGGAGGCAAGGGGCUGGGAAAGGGCGGAGCAAAGCGUCACCGUAAGGUGCUCCGCGACAACAUCCAGGGCAUCACGAAGCCGGCCAUCCGGCGUCUGGCGAGGAGAGGCGGCGUGAAGAGGAUCAGCGGCCUCAUCUACGAGGAGACCAGAGGAGUUCUCAAGAUAUUUUUGGAGAACGUUAUCAGAGAUGCCGUCACAUACACUGAGCACGCCAGGAGGAAGACCGUCACCGCCAUGGAUGUUGUCUACGCUUUGAAGAGGCAGGGUCGGACUCUCUACGGCUUCGGCGGCUGAGAUUUUAUCAAAUUUCUUAAGAUUCUGCUAUUAUUUUAAGUUGAAAUCGUUAGGGUUUGUAGAUCUGGUAUUUUGGUGUUCGACUGUAUUACCUCUUAUUUUGUCUAUGGGAAGAAAAUACCUUGUUGAGAGAAA